UGUCCACAUUGCAAGAGGUUCGGCGUCCAUGGUGGCAGGGCGCUGGUCUUGAAUGGGGCUGAAGGAAGGCCGCUCAUCGGUUGGGUUGGAUCCGCGGUAGCGGUGGGUUUUGCCCUCGAACCCGCUAAAAAUGGAACCGUGGCACCAGAGCGAGGAGACCUCGCCCGAUUCAAAACCAGACGCGACGUGCUCGGCGCGCAACGCCUCUGAAGACGCAGAGAAAUUCAUCAGACGCCUCGUGGUGGAAGAAGGCCAGCGUCUGAUGGCGGACAAAACCCUCUACAGGAGACCGUCGUGGUCUCCGAACAUCCAGGGUGACCAGUCCCGCUCAAAGAUGGCCGCCCCCGUGCUUGGUCACCCCCACGCCGAGGUCAAGGGGUUCAUCGAACAACAUGGGGUUCUGGACGCUUUGGAAAAAGUUGUUUCUUUGCUGUUUCAUAAACUGGUGGAAGCCACAAACUCGGAUGGGCAUCCGGUCUUUAAAACGGACCGGGGGAGCGACCGCUACCACGAGGUCGAGUCCGGAGAAGUGGCUGACAUGCUGGACAGGGAGAUCCGUCUGUGCCGGCUGGUGAAGGGCCUGGAAAGCGUGUCGACAGCUGCCCCCGACCCGGAGCCGACGCCGGCUCAGAUAAAAAAAACAAAGACGCGCACCCCGAAAGAAAGAUCCGAGCGACCUCCCGCGACACACGCCCAGGACGUCGCUCCGGGAGGGGCGGCGUGUCCUUGCUGUGAGAAAAACACGGCGCACCCCGCGCGAGAAACCAGGAAACCCGCCCCCAAAACCGCUCCCCCGAAGGCAGGCAAAGGAAGACAAAAUAAAGCAGCAGAAAUCUCGGAAAAUACCGCCGCAUGGAAGAAGACUGGUGGGGGAGCCGCCCAGCAGCCCAGCAAUGACCCCAGGGUGAGCCUCAGACGGAUUCUGGAGGAGGCCUAUUGGAACAUGAAUGACUGGACCAAGAAAGGAGUGGAGCUGUCUCACAAACUGGGCAUACUUUUGACCCCAUCUGAAAGGAGCUGGCAGGAAGUUAAGACCCUCGGUGUGAAGGCAGAGCUCGGGUCCCAGGGCCUCCUGACUGAGGGCCCGGCGCCCCCGCACCCUGCUGCCGCCGGGGCCUGUGAGACCCCUGUCCAAGCUGAACCAGAGGCGAGGCUCCCUGGGCUCGACAGUGCCAUGGCAGCGCAAGAGGCCAUCUCAUCUUCCCACCAGCUCCCUGCUGAGAAGGAAACAGCGGAGAGGCCCAUCUCUCCCACAGACGGCGCACCUUUCCCACAAACAGAGGGAUGAGGAGUGUUUGGGCCGCUGUCCAGCCAGACUAUUCCAUGUUUCGGCAGCCCUUCAGCCACAAUAAAAAAACAAAGAGGUGA
Molecule: messenger RNA, 1368 nt
Organism: Lepisosteus oculatus (spotted gar)
Lineage: Eukaryota; Metazoa; Chordata; Actinopteri; Semionotiformes; Lepisosteidae
Source: RefSeq, a predicted model, not a curated record